ACUGUCCGUUCGGUGUCGGGUGACGUAGUUUGUUUGGAAACUUAACGAGACACCUUGAACGGAGGUAGUAGUUUAAAUUAUUUCAUUACUUUUGUUAUUAAGGAUUACAAUAUAUUGUAACGCACGCUAUAAUAUUAUAAUGGGUAACAUUUUGACAACUGACGCUCUUCCGCCAAGGGUCUUUUGGAAACAACAGGUACCUAAAAUAUACAUAAAUAAUAAAUAUACACCUAUCAAUUAAUCAUAAUAUUUUACCACUGAGCUACCCACUUUAUACCAGUGGGGUAUUUAAGAUUUUUUCAAAGAGGUAGAUAUUGGAUUUAAAAACUGUCAUGUUAUAUACACGUGUACUUCUACCUAGACUAAAAAAAAACCCAGAUACAGUCUUGGAAAUCACCUAUAUCUACCUGAAAUUCUCCCUAAAUACGUCACUGAUAUGUCUACAUUAAACCAAAUCUUAAAUUAUAUUAAAUUAUUAAAAACAUUAUUAUUGUGUUCCGCGUUUAAUUUAUAUUAUUAUUUUACAGUCUAGAAUAAAACAGAUAAACGACUUGAUUCAUAUAGGUGAAGUCGAAUGUGAUUGGGAACAUUUCAGUUCGGCUAUUUUGUUUUUCAAAAAAGCGUUAUCAAUGUGUUUUAAUUCCGAUUCCAAGGAAUAUUCAUCAUUGAAAUCAAUAAUUUAUUAUAACAGGGCUAUUGCGUAUUUUCGUCAGGUAAGCAAUAACAAAUAUAAUUGAAUACAGAUUAUACAAAUAAUAAUUUGUAUACUGCAAGAAUUACCAUUUGUUUUAAAAUUGCACAUUAUAAUGCAUGAUUUUUAGAGCAACUAUGAAGAUUGCUUAAAAGACUGUGAGAAGGCUUUGGAAUUGGAACCCAAUCAUACACGAUCGUUUUUCCCGUCAACGGAAAUGUUGAAUAAUAGGCAGAAAUAUUUGUCAGGUAUAGCGCGUAUGGCGUUGAUAAGAGCUGAUGGUAGAUGUAAAGACCAUAGUCUCAAGUUGUUGAAGUCACAAGUCGUUAUUCAAUCGUGUAAGAUUAAAUCUAUAUUUUAAAUUGAUGUUAAAUAAUAUUAAUGAAUGUAAAUAAUUAUAACUAAAACCAAUACAAAUACAGUUUUAAUUUAGAAGAAUUACAUUUUGGAUGUACCCAGCAAAUUUAUUUUUAUUUAAAUUGAUUCUAAACCUCACCAAUUAAUUUGUAUACGAGUAAAACAUUUUAAAAACUUUAUAUAAUAUAGCCAAAUUUGUUAUUUUAUUAAAUAAUAAUCAGUAUUUUUAUUAUAAACGUCUGUGGAAAUCAAAUAAUCCAAAAUUCUAACGUUACGGGUAUUAUGUAGCUAUAUAAAAAUCCGUAGAUUAUAAAUACAUUCAUCUUUUUUCUCACUUAUAAAUUAUAAUCGUAGGUUAGUUUCACAUAUAGUUUUUUCACUUUUAUAGUCGGUGUAUAUUGUAAUAAUUUAUUUUUAGCUGGCCCAUACCUUGAAAUGUAUGACAAUAUAAACCUGAAGUUACCUUCAAAAUCGAUGAGCGAGUCAUUUAUGAACUCUUUUGCUGAUAGCCCAUUCAACGAUGAAUUUGCACAAUCGUUGCUGUACUCAAAUGAAAAGUGAGUUUAUUUUUAUAAUCUAUUGCGUAUCUUAUAUUAUUUUAUGAUUUAGUAGGUAUAACUACAUAUUAAGUACAGUUUAUGAAUUAUAAUAGUAAAACCAUUGUUUUUAAUAUUUUAUUGAUUGGUAUAAAAUAAAUACGCUCUGAUUUUUACCUAAGCUUUUACCAUACCUUUCUAAACAUUUAUAUCGUGAAUACUAUACGGUUAUCAAAAUUGUUUAGAAUGAUUAUAUAUCAAAAUAUUAAUUUCAUAUAGUCAUAUACUAUUAUAAGUUAUUUACUUAUAGAUAUUAUAUAUUACAAAACUAAAACAUGUAUUUAUAAAAGCUGGGCAUACUUAUUCACCCCGUGGGCUACAAUGUUGUAGGUAAGAAGUUUGAAAUGUAAUAUAAACAUAAUAAUCAAUCCUUGAUAAGAUACUCAUCAUUAUCUCUUAAAGUAUUAAUUUUUUUUGGAAAAUUUAUGAAAUAAACAGCUCUAAAAUCUUACAUUACCGUUAUUUUUUUUUCACGCUAAUUUUCGGGGGUAAAACCACUAUACACUUUUGAUUUUCAAAAAGCUUCCUACAUUACAAAUUCCAUAAAUGGAUAAAAUACAUUUUUGAUUUUGACAUUUUCAAUUUUCAUCAACGACGAUUGACCACUCUGUGUAGGGUAAUUUAGUUUAAUAAUAAACCAUAUGCAAACGAAAACUGAACAAUUUCUUGUGAGCUAAUUCAGUGGAUCAAUAAAGUAAUAGGUUUAAAAGAUUUAAAAAAAAGAUUUUUUGAAGUUCUGAUUUAAUACGGAUAUUAUAUGUUAUGUUAAAUAACUCUAUAUUGUCCAACGUAAUAUAUGUUUAUCGCAGUCUAUUGGUAAUACAUUCCCGUUGAGAUCUUACUGACCUGAAGAUAUUAUUAAUAACGAGUGUUAAUGAUAAGUGUGGACUGAUUUCUAUUGCGAAUGCGUAUUAUUACUCAUCGCAUAUUUAUCUUAUAAUCAUUAUACCCCCAGUCAGUGACGGUAGAUACGUUACACGUGAUUACAUGAAUUCGACCAAUUGUGCGUGAUAUAAAUUUUGUGCAUGCGCAUUUGUCCCAACUCCCCUUAGUUAUGUUUGCUUCAAAUAUUUAGUCAACAGCUCUAUCUAUAGUAUAUGAUCUAAGGGCUAACAUGACUUUAUAGAUAUGCGGUUUUAUCAAAGAGAGUAUAAUUUUAAUCACACUGAUACUCCAUGAUAAACAAGGUUUAUAGAUAAUAUUCUGUGCCUAUUUUAUUCAAUUAACAUUGUGUGAUACGUACCCAUUAUCUAUGUAUGUACUAAUAAAUCUUAAAUGGGGAAAGUGAUACUACAAAAUAGAUUAAUGGUGAUGCCACGUGGUCGCAAAAAUUAUUGUUAUGCUAUCAAGUAUCAAUGAUCAUGUAGUCUAUGAGAAUAAUUUUACUCUAAUAAAUUUACAUCAAAUAUCAAUGUAUUUUAAUACAAUGUUGACUAAUUAUUUAUAGAAUGAAACUUACUUAGAAUAUAAUCAUGAUCAAAAAAAUUGUAUUUAAGAACCACAAUUAAAUUAAAAGUAGCAAAUAAAAUUACGAGCGAUUUUGCAGAAAGUUGGUAACUUUUCUGAUUUGUUUUGUACCUCUAGAUUUUAGCGAAAUUACGCUUAUGUACACAAUUACACACGACUACAGUAGAAUUACUACAGUAGAAUUAGGCACUACCAUAAACACUUGUGACGGACACUAUACAAAUCACAACUGAAUAAAAUGAUCUAAUCUUAUUUUUAUCUACUUCACCAACGACUGAGCUAAUAAAUAUUAUACCUAGCUGGGGUGCAUUUAUCUUAUCUUAUUAUUUGAUAUUCAGUUUAUUUUCAAUCUAACGGUCGAAAAUGGUGAUAUAGAAUAUUUAUUAGUAUCUACGCUCUAAUCGCUUACAUUCCAAGCAUAUUAUUUACCAUUGCAUUUCGGCACUCAAUUUAGUUGUACCAUUUCUAGUUCGUAGCUAAAAUCAUGUCGGCUCAUAGAUUUUUAAACUCUUUGGAUUCGGCUAAAAAGAUGGCCCUUUUGAUGUGGCACAUUGUCCGCCAUUCAUUUGGAACAUAAUAUUAUUAUUUAUUUUUUUAUAUAGUUAAAAAAAAAAGCGUUAUUAAAGCGAAAUUAAAUUUUAAUAGUAAUUUCAUUACAAAAACGUUACUAUUAAAAAUGAUUAAUUAAAUUACUAAUAUUUAAUCUGCGUUAUGUUACUCUCCAGCAGAAAGUCACAAAAUUAAGUAAUUUUGAAACUUUAAAGUUUCUUUUUUCUCUAUUUAUACAACUUAUACCGUAACGUGUUGGUUUAUUAGAGAUCUUAGGAGUCAGUAGGAGUUUUGACCAAAUUUCAAAAGGGGGUGAUAUUGGUGGAUUUAUGGUUGUCUUGGAGGCAUAGCCUCCCAAUUGCCUGCCAAAUCGUCCAACUUUUUUCAGAUCACCCUAUAAAGCUUCCCCGUAUAUUUGUUAGGUUAACCACGAAUAAGGGGUGAAUUCAAAUGUCAAUCCCCACAAGUGUAUACCCCAAAUUACAGUACAAAGCACUACCAACCUAAUUUUAUUUUCGAAAACGAACAUUAUACAUUUUUAAUAUGUAAUUAAAAAAGUCUUAUUAUUAAAAUACAGAAUCGAUACUUCUUUUUUUAAGAACAUCUUUUUGUACAUUCAUGUAUUCAAAUUCAAUUAACAAUUAAAUUUUAUUUGUGGCUAAAUCUUUUAAAUAAAUUGUUAUGAGAGCCAUUAAAUCCAAUAGCGACUUAUUUUUUGAUUUAAUGAAUCGUUUCUUUAUGGCUUUCACAAUAUUAUUAAGUAAUGGAAUGUAUAAUAACCUAAGAUAGUAAUCUUCUGUAAAGUUACGUGAAGGGUUAGGUCUAUGAUUUUGUCUACAGAAAAAAAAAUCAUAAUAUUUUUCUAAUAUAUUUCGUACAUUUUCCCGUUUUUUCUCACUUUUCCCUUUUUUCGGUAAACUGCCCGGAAAAUCAAUAAAUUACCUCCCUAGACUACCACCCCAAGAAAAUUUCUUAAAUUGCCCUUUCAGAAAAGGGUCUACAUAAUAUAUAUCUGAAUAAGCUUUCUGAAAGAAUGUAUUCACAUAAAAAAAAAUAGUAAUAGGAAAUAUAUUUGUUAAACCAAUGCAUUCUUCGUUACACUUAGAAUCUAAAAUUAAUAAAAUAAAAAAUAAUCAAGCAAUAAAUCAAUCAAUAAAUAUUAUUUUUAUAUGUACCUAUUUACGUAAUGUGUAAUAAAACAAUAAGACAAAGGGAGCGAUCUCUGCCUCCCCAAAAACUGCUACUGACUUAAGUUACUCGAUUCAAUCCAUUUUUAUUAUCUAUUUGUUUUUAGUACCGGCUUAGAGGCUGCAAUGAAAUGUGUAGCAAAUGGAGAUUAUCAAGAAGCUUUAUAUAAAUGCCUCGACGAAAUAAAUAAAACAAACUCAAACAAUGUUCGUCAAAUGAUGGCCCACAAUAUUUACGGUACUAUAUGUAUCAUGGGUGAGUUGUAUGAUAUCGGGCUUUUGGAAUUCAGUAAGAUUUUAACUCUGACGUCGGAUAAAAAGGUAAAUUAUACAUAUUAACAAAUAAAUAUUAUAUUGUCGAAUAAUAGUAUAUACAGGGCAAUCACUAAACCUGCUCACCCCAUUUUUUUUUUGGUUAAAUUUUGCAUUUAUUCAAAUCCUGAUUUUCGGCAUUUUUAUGUAUAUUUAAAGCCAUUAUUUUCGAAUAUUUAGAUUUUUCAGAACAUUUAAAAUGUGAUGAUAACGACUUUGGUUUUUAAAAUAAUAACCUAUAUUUAAAAGUCCAUAAAUAGAGAGAGUAUUACUUUAAAUAAAUUUUGGUGAUAAAAUUGUUGACUUCUGUCAAUCCGUUGACGAGACAUUUCAUUUUUAAGUUUAGGUAGGGGGAGAGUAGUGUGUCACUAAUAAAACGCCUCUUGCCGUACCGCUACACAAAAUAUGUUACAAAACGUGUUCAUAGACUAGAAGAAACAAAAACUAAACAGCAUUGUAAAAUGGGAUGAGCACGCUUAGUAAAUCAUCUUAUAUAAUAUUUAAUGUUUUUUUUCUUAUUCUCUUUCAUCCCAACUAUUUGGGAUCAGCCAAUAUAUAACAUUUAAUGUACUUAUCUUGUAUAAUAUAAUAUAUAGUUAAUACAAUUUAGAUUUAACUUUUAAAACUUUUAAAAUAUAAUUUCACACCAUUUAGCUUUUGAUGAAUAUAAUAUAAUAUUUCAAAAACUACGAAAACUCAUAUAAACGGGUAUAAAGAUAGGAUAAAAAAAAACAUUAUUUAAUUGAAUGUUAAGUGUGUAAUAUUUUAUUACUUUAUUAGUAUUAUAGGAUGCAUUUCUUCGGUAUUUAAAAAAUCAUUAUUAAUUAAAACUGAAACGUGUGAUGUUAAUAUAGAUGAAAGUGGAUUCUUUAAUAAAACGUGCGUUAAUUCAUAUGAAACUAAAACAUAUUGCUAAUGCUUUUCGUGACCUACAAACCGCAAAAACAGAAGAUCCGUUGAACGGGGAUAAUCAUGUAGUUAGAGCAAAUGUACUAUAAUAUUAUAAAAUUAUAUUAUCAAUUUAUUAUAAGUAGAUAAAAUACAAUAAGAAGACAUUUUUUUUUUAGCUUUUUAUCAGACUUCAAAAUUUUGAGAAAGCAGCUAGAGAAAUGAAAAAAGCGCUUAAAAAGAAACCCAAAUUCCUUUUGUUUGAAAUAAAAUAUUUAUAUGCGGAAUAUCUCUAUGUAAAAAACAGUUUCAACCAGUUGGAAGCCAAAAAUUACAUAAAUGAGUUAAAAAAACUAGCUAUAUUAUAUGUAAAUGUUGCCGAAGUCCAGGAAUACUACGGAAGAGUAAGUAUAAUAUAUUAUACAUAUUUUUUUUAAACGUUCUGUACUUUAGGUUUUAUGUAGUAUUUUUCAAACAUAAAUAAGUAAAUAGUUAUAAAUUGCAGGCUUAACAAUUAUAAAUAACUGUCAAAAAAAAAAAAUAUUCCACGAAACUCGUUUGGGGUAGUUAAACUUCAAAACUGAUCCUAAAACUUACAUAGGUACAUCGGUUUCAAUAUAUUUUUAUAGAUUUAAAUUGUUUAUAAAAGGUAAAAUUGUAUGAAAUUGUCAACAUUCGUAAAUAUGUAAAACGCUUGAAAUACAGAACCUAUAAAUUAUAUAAAAAAAAAGUUAUAGUUUUUAGAAUUACACACGUCACUGGCAUUUUUUUUAUUACAGGCCCUAAUAGAUAAUGGUGAACAUAAGAAUGCAAUGGCAAAGUUUGAAAAUGCGAUCAAGAAUCACCCUAAGAAUACCAAUUUGCUCGUACUUUUGGGUAAAAUAAUAAUAUCUCAUUUUACUAUUCAAUCUGGUGAAGAAAAUAUAAAUACUUUGAAAUAUUUUUCAGCAAAGACACAACUGACACUUCACAAAUUUGGUGCCAUAUCGUACGAAAACGCCGAAAUCAUAAUGUGGGAUACUUUUGACAAGAUUCUAAAAGUCGAUUCAAAUUGCGAUUCCAUCUACGAAACUAUGUCGGAUUUUUAUUCACAUAAGUUAGUUUUUUUAGUGUUUUUUGUCCGACCGUUUUCUAGUGCGAUGUAUCAGUAUAUUAUAACAAUACGUUGUGCAUUAUAAUUUAAAAUAUUUAGCACGAAUAUCUGAUAGUGUAUCUCCAGUAUCAUCACUAGAAUUUCUAAUGCCCGUGGCUAAAUAUUGUAUUAAAAUCCUAAAGGCCAAAAUUGUCUUCCAAAAAUACCUUUACCUGUUCAAUAAUGCCUUGGACCUUAGUAUAGGCCACUGCUAAGAGCCCUCAUCAGUUGUGGGCUCGUGGCGUUUGCCUACCUUGCCUACCCAGUAUUUACGUCAUUGGGUAUAUCAUACCUAUACAUAUAAUAUGUAGUCAUGUAGAUAAAAGAAAAUAUAUAUAUAUUUAUAUAUGUAUACACUUAAUAAAUAUAGUGGUUUUCCUAUAGGAUAUUAUAAUACAUAUACGUCGUAUACAUUCAACAUUUUGUUGAAAAAUCAUUGGUAUACUGCUUAUACUCUCGAAUAGCCAAAAAAAUGUUUAAAAUAAAUUGGUCAUGAUAUAAUCUUAUUAUUAUGACCCUUUCAUGCCAUAUCGCUAAAACCGAAUUAUUAAUAAAAAUUGAAUUUAUUUCAGUUAUUAUUUUAACUGAAAAUUUCACAAUUUUCUUACGAUAAAAAGAUAAAAAAUUAGUUGUUACAGUAUAUAUUUUCAAAAAAAUUAAUGGAAACAUCACUCCAUACAUAUGCAUGUGAUUAUAUAUAAUUACUACAUUACAUAAUAAAAACGAAUUUCACUAGAGUUUUUAAAAAUUGUAUUACUUCUAUAAUAUAGAUACUCACUAGUUAAAUUAUAAUUAGAGAGUGGUCAACUGCCUUAUGCUUUCCUAUUGGUCAAUGUGUUGUUACUAUGUCAGCUCUAUAUCUAUAGGCAUAGAAACCCUUUUCGCACCGUACCAUAAUGUUGGCUCUCCACCGUUCUUGCUAAUUUUGGAUAACACACGGUGGCUCUCUAUAAUAGUGAGAAUGGCGGAUCUAGGGUUGGAUUUUAGGGGGACCUCCUAAAAAAAUUACUUCUAAGCUAAAUUAUGAAAUAUUAAAAUUAGGGCUGUGAAUUUGUAGGAAGUGCAUUUUUUUUAGUUGAUUGUGAAACGUAGCUUUCUAAGUACAUAAUUUGAAUUAUGUAACAACAAAUUAAUUUAUGAAACUUAUAUUUUGCAUUUUUUGACGUUUUUAAUUUUUAAGGUCAUUUUUAAAUUUUUUAAGUCAUAUUUUACUUUUUAGUUCAUUUUCUGGUAUUUUUGAUUAAAUUCCGUUAACUAACAUCUUUACAUGCUUCCUUUUUUGCUUUACACAGGCUGUAUAUACGUCAAAUUUAUAUUUUAUAAAAUAAUAUUUUACACAAGCUGUAUUAUAAAUAUUUUUAAAGAAAUUAGUUUUAUUAAAUAAAUACAGUUUUAUAUAUAUAAUAUUUAUGUUAAUAUCAGUAAAAUACCAAAAUAAAUAUUUAUGUAGAUUUAAAGGAAAAAGUCUUAAAAGUUUUAUUUUAUACUUCUUAGAUUUUUAUGUUAUUUUAAAGUCUGUUUUUUUUUUUUUUUUUAAUUUUAUUCAUUGUAUUAUGUUUUUCAGUAAUAAGCACAAUGAAGCGGCUAAUAUUCUGAAACAUUCGGUCAAUUAUAACCUCAGACAAGAACAGGGCGAAGCACGGGUGUUCAACGAUGUGUUUUAAAGUCGAUUGAACAUGUGAAGUGUAGUACAUCCAAGGACAUAUGCAAAGGUUACAUCAAGCCGGAGUAAUCGUAGAUUUUUUUGACAUCUGUAUAAUAUUUCUUUGACCAUCGUCUUGGAUUAGAUUUAAAAUUAAAUAAUAUUUACAAUGUUUAGUAGAUAGAUAAUGUCCAUCAUAUUAACAAUAUGUACUUAGUACCUAUAGAUACAAUGUGAUUUUUCAAGCAUGCCUACAUAAUACACAAGCAUAAU
Molecule: messenger RNA, 9094 nt
Organism: Cinara cedri
Lineage: Eukaryota; Metazoa; Arthropoda; Insecta; Hemiptera; Aphididae
Source: the annotation of a GenBank genome assembly